This is a messenger RNA of Danaus plexippus (monarch butterfly), 996 nucleotides long. RefSeq lists its product as uncharacterized. Bases 294 to 962 code for a protein of 222 amino acids. NCBI's taxonomy places the organism in Eukaryota, Metazoa, Arthropoda, Insecta, Lepidoptera, Nymphalidae. The record is from RefSeq and is a predicted model, not a curated record. The transcript is spliced from 6 exons.
GUAGAGCGUCUGACAGUUGGUGUCUAAAGACUUGCCGGAUGAGAUCGCUUCGUAAAUCGAUGUCCCAUCUAGCAUGCGACGUACUAACGAAUUGCUGGAAGUAAAAUAAUUGUGGACCGUAUUAAAGUUUCCAACAUAUUUCUGUUGAUGCGUCGUAAAAAGGCGCCAAACGUGUCCACAGUAUGGGUUGAUGAGCACACGAUAGAAAAACCAUACUUUAUCGUUUGGUAAUUAUAAAAUUGAAAAAAAAAUCUAUCUUAAUUUUGAAAAUCAAGUUUAUUGUAAUAUAAAUUAUGAUUUUUAAAUCAGAAAUGUUAUUAGUGUAUGUGACUAUAUUGUGUGUAUUUUACGUCACGCGUGGAGACACAAAGCAGGAUCCACGACAGGGAAAAACAUUUACAUUCGAUUUGGAAGAUGAGAAUGUAGAGGUAGCACUCGAUUUUUCUGUUCCAUUUGUUAAAAUACCCUUUAAGAAGACCCUCAACGCACUGUCCGGCUUCGGAUUUCACGAAAUGAAUUUUCCCAAAAUUAACAUCAAUCCUAUAGCAAUUACUCUCGGUGGAUUGAUAGUAGUUUUUACGACACUUUUUAUACCUAUUCUGAAUAAAACGUUUGGAUGGCAUAGCUUGGAUCGUACUUCGAGAGUAACAGAUGAGAGUUUGGUACAUUUAGCUAACGAUAUCUCUGAAAAACUAGUAGCGAAUAGUCGGAGAUGUCCAGAGAGAAUAGCAUGUUGGAUUAACCAAAAAACCCAGAGGCCAGAGGAUUUAAAAACGUUGAAAGAAAUCAUGAGUAACCAUCUUGUAUCAGCAUUCGUAAAUGCUACAACUGUCGAAGAAGCUGCCCUUAACGGAUUGAUGGGCAAAAAUUGUCAAGCUUAUAUACCUUGUCCAAUAGAAGAGAAUAGUAUUUCCAAAAUUUUAAGCAGUAUAAAAGUUUUAACUAAUAGAAAUGUUUAUUAAUAAAAUUAUACGAAAGGUAAUACGAAUAAAAAGU